CAGCGGCGCGCGGCAAGAGAGAUUCCCCGAUCCGAUCAGAAGAUCCAGCCAUGGCGUCCGGCUGCACCUUCCUCGAGAUCCUCAUCGCCAUCCUCCUCCCGCCGCUCGGCGUCUUCCUCCACUACGGCCUAUGCAGCAAGGAGUUCCUCAUCUGCGUGCUGCUCACCAUCCUCGGCUACAUCCCCGGCAUCAUCUACGCCGUCUACGUGCUCGUCUCACGCAGUGACGAGCCCCAGGGGGACUACUACGCCGUUGCUUGAUUAGCCCGCCCGCCGUAACAAUUCUGUAAAGACGGCCUUUGUUUUGUGAUGAACCCGCCAUGUCAAACUGGCGUCUUCUUGUAUUUCCUUCAUCUGUAAUUUCCGGCAUGGCUCUGCACUUUACAAACUAGCCACCUGCGUGGUGCUGCAUCCAUCUUGCUCGUCUCCACUGCGCAUUUCUGCAGCCUGUGUGAAUGUUUGAACCGUGGUAUGGUUUUGUUUCUCUGUUCUGUAAUUCUGAUACACCUGAAUAAAUUUGAGCUGUUGAGCGUGUUUUA
Messenger RNA from Lolium rigidum, 538 nucleotides. Its product is annotated as low temperature-induced protein lt101.2-like. The record is from RefSeq and is a predicted model, not a curated record. The transcript has 2 exons. Gene Ontology annotation, cellular component: membrane. Bases 51 to 260 code for a protein of 69 amino acids. NCBI's taxonomy places the organism in Eukaryota, Viridiplantae, Streptophyta, Magnoliopsida, Poales, Poaceae.